Messenger RNA from Brassica napus (rape), 641 nucleotides. RefSeq lists its product as uncharacterized. The transcript has 2 exons. NCBI's taxonomy places the organism in Eukaryota, Viridiplantae, Streptophyta, Magnoliopsida, Brassicales, Brassicaceae. Bases 118 to 402 code for a protein of 94 amino acids. The record is from RefSeq and is a predicted model, not a curated record.
UAUUUAAUUGAAGCUAUUGCUUAAAACGUCAGUUUCGGGAGUUGGGUUUGUUGUACAGUCUCUUCUCUCUCUCUCUUCUCUCUCCCUCUUCUCUCCUGUCUUUGCAAGCUCUCUCAUAUGGCCGGCCUGAGAUGGCGAGAGUGGUGGAACACGAUGGCGUUCCCCGCGCGGCGCAUCUGGAAUCGUUUCACCGUUCGCGUCGGAUUCCGCCACAGCGGACUCUUGAGGUUACAAAACGAUGUGAGUUCUUGCGAGUACGAAGACAUACACAUCAUGUGGAAUCUGUUGCACAAGAUCGAUGAUCCGACACCCAUACGUGGCGCACGGAUCCAACAACGAAUCCAACAGAGGAAGAAAGCUUGUUGGAAUCUCUUCGAUUCAUAUCUUUGCCAAAGAUUCUGAUUAUAUUUAUUAUAAUAUAUAUAACCUAAACAAAUUUCAAACCAUAUUUGUAAUUUGUGAGAGCCUUGACGGGUCCCCUGCAAGUGUGGUGAGGUUAUUGACAAAUUUCGCUAAAUAUUAAAAUCCAAGGUUGAACGGUUUAGCGGCAAUUCCAUGGCAUGUGUCUCCUCCCUGUAUGUAAUAUAUGCCUAUUAUCAUUAGAUGAGUGUUGUGAUAUAUAAGAUUUAAAUGGUUCCAUA